ACUGACCUGAGUCGACCCGAGGACUAAUUGACACCUAUCCCGCCGCACUCAAAAAGUAGUAGCCCCGCCAAUUGUCUUGGCUAUACGUUCACCGGUCUUACCUACCUUGCUUACAAGCUGAACUCUUGAGACCCAAUUCUCAUCGACUUGGCAUUCCGGACAAACACCACCCAUAUCAACGCAAUCAUGACAGACAUGAACACAGCCCCAAACUCUGCGCAUCGCAUCGACGUAAACACCAGGAGGCUACGAAACUCUUGUGAUUUUUGCACCCGCUCAAAGUUGAAAUGCGAUCAAUCAAAACCAACUUGUCACCGGUGUCUUCGCCGCGGGCGAGAUUGCGUCUACAGUCGGGUACGGAAAGCUGGCAGACCACCCAAGGUUCCAAAUAAACGUCACAACGCCGCCGCCCCGAUGUGGGAAACUCAAGCAGACCGCGACAGGAUCGACUUUCUCCCGUGCACGCCCAGCCCGAGUGAUGCCUCUUUCGGCAGUAUUAGCAGCAUCAGCAGUCGUAUCGGCAGUAUUGACUGCAUGGCAGACACAUCAGCAACCGACUUCUCAGACCGUCGGACGUCGACCCCCUCAACCGGCGAAAACAUGGAGGCGAAGCUUCUCAACCAUUUCGACAGCACCUCAUCCAACUGGAGCCAACGUCCGGAAUGCUUACCAGCUCCUCAAGAUCUCGAUUGGUUGUUGCCUUACAGUAUCGAUAUCACGAGUCCUCUUUACGACACAAAAUUUCCCAUUGAUGACCUACUCACUUUGGAUAUGCCAAGUCCUACUUUCACCUCAUCAUGCUUCUCAAUGGAACAAUCAUCGCCCUCGCAACCAAUGCAUCAGUAUAUGGGCGUUUCAACUCCAGAUUCGCUACCAUAUUUCAGAAUGUCUUAUCCAAAUCACACUUCAGGGACCGAACACUCAAGAUUGAGCCCGGUAUCAACGCCAGAUGUAGGGCAAGGAAGCGAAAUACAACAGCGGCUCACUGACCCGAUUAGCGCCUCUGAGCCCACAUCUCAUCGCACAAAGGCCAAAGACUGCAGUUGCUUCUCUCUCAUCUGUCAACUACAGGAGUCUGUCUAUCAUCACACGCAACUUUCCAGUGAGAUGGACUCACAAGUACCACUCGGCAUUCUCCUCGACAUUGAGAACUCCAUACACCAGACUGAAGAGACCAUCCGACACUGCGAGGACUGUAAGCCACGUUUAUCCCAUUUCAUGCUGAUGCUAUGCCCCGUCAUCGACUGGAUCGUCGACAGUCUGGACAAAGUUCUGCUCCGCGGAGUUGCUCCCGGCAGCUCAUCACCGUCAUACGAGCAAUCAAGCCAAAGUUCGCCGCAGGUCGGCGACGCGGGUCUAGGCGGCGGCAGCGGUGGGAAUCUGUGUAUCUACGAACUGCUCAAGGGCCGACUUCGGAGACUUGCGCGGGUACUUAACGGGAUGGGCGGCGAAACACAGAAGGAGUCGAUUGAAGAGCCUGCAUAUUUGGAAUCGGAAAGUUUGGUAGAAGCGAUGGGGGCUAUGGGUCAGGAAACCCGCACAAAGUUGGAGUACCACCUUCGGCUGGUGGAAUUAUGGUUGUCUUGAUGUAGCG
This is a messenger RNA of Colletotrichum godetiae, 1594 nucleotides long. RefSeq lists its product as uncharacterized. The transcript has a single exon. Bases 187 to 1587 code for a protein of 466 amino acids. Gene Ontology annotation, biological process: regulation of DNA-templated transcription. NCBI's taxonomy places the organism in Eukaryota, Fungi, Ascomycota, Sordariomycetes, Glomerellales, Glomerellaceae. Gene Ontology annotation, molecular function: zinc ion binding; DNA-binding transcription factor activity, RNA polymerase II-specific. The record is from RefSeq and is a predicted model, not a curated record.